UAUGAAAGAAAUCAAACUAGAUUUUAUCGGGAAUUUUUAUCAACAUAUUUCGACAAUAUGGUGCCACAAUAUUUGAGUUUAAAUAAAUGUUUAUUAUUGGAGGGAGAUAGCAAUUGACUUCCACAAUCAAUUUUGUGAAAUUGGAUGUGCCUAUUUAUAGAGAAACAUCCAUGUUCAUGCAUCACUUGGUGUUGAGGUUUUAUUUCGUGUAAGCGAAGAAGUGCAAGUGAAAAUAAACGAAACCAACAAUUUUACGCGGAAAAAAUGAAGGAUAAAGAAAAGGCUACCCCAAACGAAUUUCAAUGGCGAAAUGCUGGAAAUCAAUACAUUGCUGUAUGUUUAGCAAAUAUAAUAUGCUUGGGCCAUGGGUUAUUGCUUGGAUGGCUUAGCCCAUCGCUACCAAAACUCCUGUCGGAGAGUACUCCAUUGAAAACGGGACCAUUAACUAACGAGCAGCUGUCAUGGAUUGGAUCGAUAAAUAGUAUCGGUGCAAUAUGUGGAACAUUUAGCACUGGAUUGUUAACUACCUUCAUUGGAUGCAAACGAGCGAUGUUGCUCCUUUCAGUACCUUCAAUACUUUUUUGGGCACUGAUUCUCAUUGGCGAUACAUAUUAUCACGUUUUAGUGGCGAGAAUUUUUACUGGCUGGACUGGAGGUGGCAUUCAAACGACUCUAAUCUUGUUCACUUCAGAGAUCGCCAAUAAUAAUGUUCGUGGUCGACUUGGCUGCUAUACACCGUUGGCACGAAACAUCGGCAUUUUAACUGCUUAUAUUUUGGGUGCAUUUGUUAGCUACUACACGGUGCCAUGCAUCUUCGUUAUCGUCCCGAUUCUCUUCGUUAUCUCUUUUACAUUCCUUCCAAAUACACCGCAGUAUCAUCUACUAAGGGGUGAAUCGAAAAAAGCUGAAGAUUCACUCAAAUUUUACAAAGGCUGCAAAGGCGAAGAUGCUGAUGAGGUGAAUGCGAUCAAUGCGGAAUUUGAGCGGCUAAAAUCAAUUGCGCACGAGAAAAAGACGGAUGAGAAAAUUUAUCUCCAAGAUAUUUUUAACAAAGCUGCGAUACGUGGAUUGACAAUUGGUGUGAUUCUGGCAUGGUUGACGCAAUUAACGGGUGGUUUUACUUUCGUUACCUAUGCCGUUUUAAUUUUCGAAAAAGUCGGAGUUUCACACAUCGAUCCAUACAUUGCUUCCAUCACAUUGGCCAUCGUUCAAAUUAUGGGAAGCUUCUUCACAACACAACUCUCGGAUCAUUUGGGCCGAAAGUUUUUAGUGUUAACUUCAUUGUUUGGCUCUGCUUUUGGACUGUUUUCAUUUGCAUUGUACGCGUAUUUGAGCCACAUUGGCUUUGAUUUAUCCUCAUUUGACUGGAUGCCCGUUGUGUGCUUGUCUUUUGUCAUUUUCAUCGCAUCGGCUGGCGUCAUUCCGUUGGCCAUUGUGUGCACCGUGGAAAAUCUGCCGUCAAAGAUUCGCACGCUUGGCUUGACGAUAUCCACUUUUGGAUAUAAUAUUGCAUGUUUUACAUGUUUAAAGCUAUUUCCGAUUUUGAUGAGCAUAAUUGGGCUGCACGGUUGCAUGCUGAUUUAUGCCGUCACAUGUACGCUUGGUGCAUUGUUUGUGCUCACAGUGAUGGAAGAGACCAAAGGUCGAUCGUUGGAUCAGGCCGAUAAAAAGGUGGCGAGAGUGUACAAGAAGAGUUAUGGUAAAUUGCCAUCGUUACCAUCGACUCAAAUGGCAGUUUAAAACUGCCCCGACAAAAAAUGAACGACAAAUUGUUGAAUACACAGUACGACAGGUGUUUUUUUUAUUUUGUCCCUGGCGAGAUAUUUGAAGGGCUGAAAGAGGGCCUCAAAUCAUGAAGAACUGCAUCAUUACUUUUUGUAAGUUGGUAAGGUUUUGUCGUUUUUCGAUAUUUUGCGUUUCCAGUGUACAAGUCAUUGUCAAAUGGUAUUGCAUGCCAUUUACUCCCAUUCCUAGUGGUUUUACGUAUAUGAUUACUUCUACAAAAAUGUUUAGCGGUCAAUUCUACAUGGAAAUACACCACAGGCCAUAAGUUUGGAUACCCCUAUGAAUGAAUUUGGCCCAAAAUUUUUAAAUUUCAAACCGCUUGUCAAAUUUCAACAUGCUAUACGUCGUUGGAAAGGUCUCGGAGAGUACGUAUCAUUUUUGGUAUUAAACAUCAAAAUCGGCCAGCUUUUGGCCAAGAUAUGGCUGAUUGAAGAUUUCGGCCAAAAAUUACAAACGGCCAUAUCUUGGCCAAACGCCGGCCGAUUUUGAUGUUUAUUACCACAAAUCACAUCUACUUUUCAAGACCUUUCCAAUGGCGUAUAUAACUUUUUAAUCCGAUGGCCUGUUCAAGACUUCGAUUUUGGCUCCCACAGCUCAAAGGCCAAAAGAUGGCCAUAGGCUGGCCAAAUGUUAUCUUCCAAAUCAUCCAUUCGGUCAGAAUUUCGAUAUAUUUUCAUAUCCAAUACUAAAUUUCAAGUGAAAAUGUUCAAAAAACGUAGGAACAAACGUUUCAUAGGGGUAUCCAAACUUAUGGCCUGUGGUGUAGAUUUUCCAGAUCCAGAAAUUUCCAAUGAUUGUGUGAAAUAUGGUCAAAAAUGUCCAAAAUGCCGCAAAAUCUAUGAAAAUCACAAAAAAUCGACUUUUCCUCGAAAAUUCCUCAAACAUACACUUUUCAGGGUUGGUGUCUUGGUAAAAAGUUAUUUUUUCUCGAAAAUUUGGGGAGUCUUCUCAGUCGAAAAUUCAUAAAAGUGAUUUAUUAAGGUACCUCCCGAACAAAAGUGACAUUUUUCAUGGAUUUUGCCAUGAAAUUAUCGUGUUUUGUUCGGGUUGUACCUCAAAAAGUCACUUUUAUGAGUUUUUGACUGAGAAGACUCCCCAUAUUUUUGAGAAAAAAUAACUUUUUACCUGAAAAGUGUAUAUUUCAGGAAUUUUCGAGGUAAAGUCGAUUUUUUGUGAUUUUCAUAGAUUUUGCGGCAUUUUGGACAUUUUUGACCAUAUUUCACACAAUCAUUGGAAAUUUUUGGAUCUGUAAAGUCUAUUUCCAUGUAGAAUUGCCCGCUGAAAAUUUUUGUAGAAGUAAUCAUAUCCGUAAAACCACUAGGAAUGGGAGUAAAUGGCAUGCAAUUUCAUUUGACAAUGACUUGUACACUGGAAACGCAAAAUACCGAGAAACGACAAAACCUUACCAACUUUCAAAAAAAAUGAUGCAGUUCUUCAUUGAAACACCUGUCGUACUAUGAUAUGUAUUCAAUUAAUCCUGUACAGGAAUUUAAAUAAUAGUUCGGGAUAUGAUAAGAGUUAAGAGAGCUCGUAAUUUAAUCUAAGCUAGGAUAGGGUCGACGCCAGUAUCUUUAAGUGAUAAAUGCCAUUUAAAUUCAAGUGAUAAAUAUGAGUAUGUUAUAAAAUUAGUGUAAAUAAAAGCAAGCAUCUGGUUUCUUUUUAACCCAU
Messenger RNA from Sitodiplosis mosellana (orange wheat blossom midge), 3453 nucleotides. RefSeq names its product facilitated trehalose transporter Tret1-like. The transcript has 6 exons. Gene Ontology annotation, cellular component: membrane. The record is from RefSeq and is a predicted model, not a curated record. Gene Ontology annotation, molecular function: transmembrane transporter activity. Gene Ontology annotation, biological process: transmembrane transport. The coding region runs from base 265 to 1740 and encodes 491 amino acids. NCBI's taxonomy places the organism in Eukaryota, Metazoa, Arthropoda, Insecta, Diptera, Cecidomyiidae.